CUCCUGCAGCUCGAGAAGGACAAGCAAACCUGAACGCAGCCGGAAAGAUCCAAGUAGCUGAGCCGCGAGCAUCCUCUCCCGGACGCCAGGCCAGCCCAAAUCCCAACUGCGGUUCAGCGUUCCUGAAGCCCUUUGGUGAAAAAUCAUCCAACCCCCAACUUCAAAGGAGUAUUUUCUCUCCCCUCCCUCGUCCCCGUGUCACCCAAAGUGACUGGGGCCAACAGGAUGCAAGCGCUCACUAUUGUGAUUCUACUUUUCUUCUGUAAAGCGGCGGAACUCCGGAAGACAGGCCCGGGGACCUCAAGGAGCAAAGCCCAUCACGGGAGGGCAAAUGGCGACCGGAGAGCCUGGGGUCCUGUUAAGCGUUAUGCGCCGGGCCUGCCCUGUGACAUCUACUCCUACCUACAUGAGAAAUACUUAGACUGCCAAGAGAGGAGGUUAGUCUACGUUCUGGCCGACUGGCCCGAGGACUUGAUCCAUAUGCUGCUGGCGAGGAACAAAAUCCGCACCCUGAAGAACAGUAUGUUUGCCAAGUUCCGGAAACUGAAGAGCCUGGAUCUUCAGCAGAACGACAUCUCCAAGAUCGAGACGGACGCCUUCUUUGGCCUCAGCCGACUCACCACCCUCUUGCUCCAGCACAACCGGAUCAAGGUCUUGACCGAGGAGGUGUUCAUUCACACGCCCCUCUUGAACUACCUGCGCCUCUACGAUAACCCUUGGCGCUGCUCGUGCGAGAUGGAGACCCUCGUGACCAUGCUGCAGAUUCCGAGGAACCGGAACCUGGGCAACUAUGCCAAGUGCGAAGGUCCCGAAGACCGGAAGAAUCAAAAACUGAAGGAGCUCAAAGUGGAAGAGCUGUGUGACGAAGACCAAAAACCACCUGCCCCGAGAAAUCAGGCCGUCGGGAAGCCGCCCGUGAUCAAGCCAGUUGUCGACUCCUCUCUCUGUCACAUCUAUGUUUUCCCUAUUCAGACACUGGAUUGCAAGAGGAAAGAGUUACGCAAAAUUCCCACCAACAUUCCUCCUGACAUUGUUAAACUGGAUUUGUCGAACAACAAAAUCAACCAACUGCGACCCAAGGAGUUUGAAGAUGUUCAUGAACUGAAGAGGUUAAAUCUCAGCAGCAAUGGAAUCGAAUUCAUAGAUCCCGCUGCCUUUUCAGGACUCACGCAUCUAGAGGAACUAGACUUGACGAACAACAGUCUGCAAAACUUUGACUAUGGCGUUCUGGAAGACCUGUAUUUUUUGAAGAUCUUAUGGCUUAAGGAUAACCCUUGGAGAUGUGACUACAACAUUCAUUACCUCUACUACUGGCUCAGGCAUCACUACAACGUUCACUAUAACGGUUUGGAAUGUAAAGCCCCCACAGAGUACAAAGGGUGGUUUGUUGGAAAAUAUGUCCGAAGUUAUUUUGAGGAAUGUCCCAAAGACCUGCUGCCUUCCUACCCCGACCAAGACCCGGAAGAUGAAGAAUGGGACAAAAUACAUAAGGAACACAUAGCAAAGACACAAGGUGUAAGAAUUACUGUAAUAGGUUAACCUAGAGAUUGUCCGGUUUGUAACGCAUUUGAAGUAUUUGAUAUCCGGGUGUUAGAAAACCUCGUUGUUUACAUUUUGCUUAACCGUGUUAUCUGUCUAUGAAGGAAUGUCCAGCUAAGGAAUUUUUUUGGUAUUACGAUUAUUCUAGUUAUUGAAAAUGGGAAGCGAUCUCAUAUCAGUUUACUCUUAGGAGACCGCUAGGUGUACAGUUGUGGGAAGCAGAAGGUGUCUGACUCUUUAAACGCAUAUGGUGUUGUGUCCCGUAUCGUGGCAUUAAUCAAACAAUCAUAUUUAUUGAGUGCUUACUAUGUGCAGAGCAAUGUACUAAGCACUUGGGAGAGUACAAUACA
Ornithorhynchus anatinus (platypus) is the source of this 1889-nucleotide messenger RNA. RefSeq names its product leucine rich repeat containing 17 (gene LRRC17). The record is from RefSeq and is a predicted model, not a curated record. The transcript is spliced from 4 exons. NCBI's taxonomy places the organism in Eukaryota, Metazoa, Chordata, Mammalia, Monotremata, Ornithorhynchidae. Bases 226 to 1539 code for a protein of 437 amino acids. Gene Ontology annotation, molecular function: protein binding.